This is a messenger RNA of Komagataella phaffii GS115, 276 nucleotides long. RefSeq lists its product as hypothetical. The coding region runs from base 1 to 276 and encodes 91 amino acids. The transcript has a single exon. The record is from RefSeq and is a predicted model, not a curated record. Lineage: Eukaryota; Fungi; Ascomycota; Pichiomycetes; Pichiales; Pichiaceae.
AUGUGUAUUCCAGGAGUUCCUAUUCCAGGUCCAGUUAUGUUCUUCAUAUUCGGGUUUCCCGAGUUUGACAGCAACAUAAAGAAAUAUGAAGGUGUCAAGCUCCAUUGCGAUAGAUGCAAUAACGAUUCCAUGGAGGCUAUACGUCAUAGAAGGUUUUUUUCCAUGUUUUGGAUCCCGUUUCUGCCGUUACAUUUCAGCAAGAGAAUAAAAUGCACCAUCUGCGGGUCGUUUAGAGAUGUCUCCAAAAGUGAGAUUGAUCAACUGUUCAAGCGUUAA